Trichomonas vaginalis G3 is the source of this 348-nucleotide messenger RNA. RefSeq names its product protein of unknown function, DUF4106 family. The record is from RefSeq and is a predicted model, not a curated record. Bases 1 to 348 code for a protein of 115 amino acids. The transcript has a single exon. Lineage: Eukaryota; Parabasalia; Trichomonadida; Trichomonadidae.
AUGCAAACAAUAAGCGAAGACUCAAAUACAAACUAUGACAAAAUCUUUCUAGGAUAUAGGUUACCUGAGAUGGGCGACCAGAGCCCAAAGGCAAAAAGGACAUGGGAAAUUUACAACAUACUAGGUGAACAUGAGGCAAAGAUGCUACAACUUGAAGCAGAGGGCAAGUUACCAAAAGCGACACCAAAGAAGAAGAGAAGAGUAGAACAAAGUGAAAGUAGUGAAGAAGUAAUUUCAUCUAGUGAAAGUAGUGGCAAUGAAGGAAAAAGAAGAGUUAAAGAUUCAGUUAAAAAGUCAGCCAGGAAGAAAGUAAAGCUUGGUCCGAAUGGGUUCUAUUAUGACACAUAA